This is a messenger RNA of Ochotona princeps (American pika), 3146 nucleotides long. RefSeq names its product tribbles pseudokinase 2 (gene TRIB2). The transcript has 3 exons. Gene Ontology annotation, cellular component: nucleus. Bases 1375 to 2406 code for a protein of 343 amino acids. Gene Ontology annotation, molecular function: mitogen-activated protein kinase kinase binding; ATP binding; protein kinase activity. Lineage: Eukaryota; Metazoa; Chordata; Mammalia; Lagomorpha; Ochotonidae. The record is from RefSeq and is a predicted model, not a curated record. Gene Ontology annotation, biological process: positive regulation of proteasomal ubiquitin-dependent protein catabolic process; regulation of MAP kinase activity; protein phosphorylation.
UGGGUACGAAAGUGUCGGUGACAUUGAAUGGGGAGGCCGGGCGCGAGCGGGACGCGCGCGCGCACACAGGCGGCCACGCUCGCGCCGAGAUCCCCGGCCACGUAAGUAACUAUUAAUACCGCCUGGCCGGGAGGUGCGGGCGUGCUGAGCGGGGGCUGGCCUCGGCGCCGUCGGCCAUCCCCUUUCAUCCUUAAAUACACUGCCCUCGCCUGCCGCUGCGGGGCAAGGGAAGAUAACAGAAGAAAAGGAAAAGCCUUAGUUUUCUCCAAAACAAACGCUGCAGGGCACUUUGGGUCCCUAUUCUGGACAAGGAGACGGAGUGCUCGCCAAUUGUUCCGAGGCGAGACCUGCUUCUCUGGCUGCCGGGUCACGCCGCGGGUGGGCCGAGCCAGGGGGCGCAUCCCCUCCGAGCGCCCCGGAAGCUCGCGCCGGGAAAGCCGGAGCCCGCCGCGCCGCCCCGGGCCCUGCGCGCUCUCCCAGCUCGGCUCGCACCAAGACCCGGAGCGCGGGCGCGCGGCUGCAGCAUGCGCCUGUGCUGAGCUCGGCGCGGCGGGCCAGCCCCGGCGGGGUCGCGGAAUCCGCACCCGACCCGCGCCACCACUGUGCCCCGCGCUGGCGAUCUUUUUCUUCUUGCUGUUGUUGACCGAGCUGCUGGCCGCUCCAAGUUAAAUGCUCCCUUGCUAUUCUCUUUUUGUGCUUGCUUAAUUUUUUUUUUUUUUUUUUUUUGAGAGCUCUUGCGAUUUUGAGAAAGCCUCAGACGCCAUCUACAGUUGAAACGUAGGUAACUGCCCUCUUCGGCAACCCCCUCCCUUCCACGCCCCCCACCCUUUCCACCAAAAAAGGGGGUGCAGCGCGGAUUCUGGCUGCCGUGCGUCGCGAGCCGGCAGACCCGAGCCGAUUUCCUCCUGCCUUUUUGUUUGGUUUGCAACGCGUGGAGUCCGCGCCGCCGCCGUGCGCUCCCCCUGGACUAGACGAAGCCAACGCCGGGCUCUUCCGCCCCGUCUGCGAUCCCGAAGGCUGCCCGGGCGCCGCUUCGGGAAACCCGGCGCUGCAGCCUCCGCCUCCGCGGCCCGGCGGCUCCUCCUGCCCGGCGCUGGGGAGAGGGAGAGCGAGCGAGCCGCUGCGCGUUCCUGGCGGCUCCGGGUAACAAAAGGACCCGGGCUGCUUGCGCAGCGAGUGCCUCCGGGACCGGGCUCGGAGCAGACCAGGUGCCCUGAGGCGCCCGGCUGCGGAUUCCUGGCUCUUUUUCGAAGCAGCCCUACGUCCCGUUCUACUGGUAACCCGCGACACCGAGGCGCCCGCAGCCGCGCUCGCCCGCUCGCGACUCGUUCCUCCGGCGGGUCUUUUUGUUUGCGGUGCGCGAUCCCCACACUCAUGAACAUACACAGGUCCACCCCUAUCACAAUAGCGAGAUAUGGGAGAUCGCGGAACAAAACCCAGGAUUUCGAAGAGUUGUCCUCUGUAAGGUCCGCGGAGCCCAGCCAGAGUUUCAGCCCGAACCUCGGCUCCCCGAGCCCGCCUGAGACUCCGAACUUGUCGCAUUGCGUUUCUUGCAUCGGGAAAUACUUAUUGUUGGAGCCUUUGGAGGGAGACCACGUUUUCCGUGCGGUGCAUCUGCACAGCGGAGAGGAGCUGGUGUGCAAGGUCUUUGAGAUCAGCUGCUACCAGGAGUCCCUGGCCCCGUGCUUUUGCCUGUCCGCCCACAGCAACAUCAACCAGAUCACCGAAAUCCUUCUGGGCGAGACCAAAGCCUACGUAUUCUUUGAGCGAAGCUAUGGGGACAUGCACUCCUUCGUCCGCACCUGCAAGAAGCUGAGGGAGGAGGAGGCAGCCAGACUGUUCUACCAGAUCGCCUCUGCCGUGGCCCACUGCCACGACGGGGGGCUGGUGCUGCGUGACCUCAAGCUGCGGAAAUUCAUCUUUAAGGAUGAGGAGAGGACUCGUGUCAAGCUGGAAAGCCUGGAAGAUGCCUACAUCCUGCGGGGGGAUGACGAUUCACUCUCCGACAAGCAUGGCUGCCCAGCCUACGUCAGCCCCGAGAUCUUGAACACCAGCGGCAGCUACUCGGGCAAGGCCGCCGAUGUGUGGAGCCUGGGUGUCAUGCUGUACACCAUGUUGGUGGGGCGCUACCCCUUCCAUGACAUUGAGCCCAGUUCCCUCUUCAGCAAGAUCCGGCGUGGCCAGUUCAACAUUCCAGAGACUCUGUCACCCAAGGCCAAGUGCCUCAUCCGAAGCAUCUUGCGGAGGGAGCCCUCGGAGCGGCUGACCUCGCAGGAGAUUCUGGACCACCCUUGGUUUUCUACAGAUUUUAGCGUCUCCAGUUCAGGAUAUGGUGCUAAGGAGGUGUCUGACCAGCUGGUGCCGGAUGUCAACAUGGAGGAGAACUUGGACCCUUUCUUUAACUGAACUUAAGCCCCGCCCCACAGGGACUUAGCAGGUGCCCGGAGUGAGAGAGGGCGGCUGAAGGUUCUGCCAGGGGCCACGUCGCAGUCACCUGGCUGGGUGGCAGGAAAGAUGCUCACACUCACAGGUUUCUUGGUUCCAAGAAGGAGGCCCUUCCGGGAGCUGAGGGGACAUAUAGCAUGGGGCUUGGAAAUGGGGGCUGGGGCUUGGGUCAGAUGGGCAGGAGCCCCCCCAACCCCCAAGUUUUCUUGUCCCUCACCAGAGCCUGGGAGAUCACCCCACUUUGCCAGAUGGGCCACUUCCGCCAACUCCACUUCUCAUUUUGUUCAGAACUAGUUGCAGAUAUGGAUAGAUUCAAAACUCUGCCUCAAAUACACAUCUUGGCAUCGCACUGUUAGUAUUUCACUUCUUCUUAUGAUUCAGGGAAGUCACCAUUGGCGGAGGAAAAAAAAUUUUUCUUUUUUUAAACAAUCAGCCACCUAUUUGAUAAUUCACGGGGGAUCACUUAGAAACACGCGGUGCACACAGACGGACACCAUUCCUGGGUGCUAAACUCAAAGAAAACAGAAGUCCGGCUUGUGUCUCUUCAUCACUCUCCUUAACUCAUUUCUUUGAAAGAGACUAGGUAGUAUCCUGGUUAGGAAAUGGCAUGAGAAUGGCUCCCUGAAGGCAUCUGUCCUGUGCUGUCUGCGGGCAGCUCGCCUUUCUGCCGUCAGAGUUUAAAGGGGAACCAGAAAGCGGAC